CCGUGGCACGGCGGCCGCGUCCGUCGCCUUCCUCCUCCCUCCUUCCGCCCUUCCCCUUCCCCUCCCCCCUUCCCAGACGCUUCUAGAAAUUUCCAGAGGCCCGCUCCCCGGCCUCCGGUGAAGCGGCGAGAUGUACGGCCUCCUGACCUCGCCGUGCCCUCGGGCCCCGCUGCUCCGCGCGCUCCCGAGCCCGUCCGCCCGCGCGCUCCCGAGAACCCUAGCCUUUCCCGCGCGCCCGGCCCCCCGCGGCCUCCGCCUGUCCCCGCCCCCGCGCGCCGCCGCGGAGGCGUCGGCGGCGGCCACGGCGCUGGGCGGGCUGCUGUCGUCGCCGCUCUCGGCGCUGGAGGCCGGCCUGCGGAGCGUCAACCUCGCGCCCCUGCGCGCCCCCGUGGCCGCGGCCAUGUCGGCGGCCGUGCGGUGGCUCGGCGUGUACCGCGAGGUGCUGCUCGUCGGCGUGCUGCUCUCCUGGUUCCCCAACAUUCCCUGGGACCGCCAGCCCUUCUCGGCCCUGCGCGACCUCUGCGACCCCUUCCUCGCCCUCUGCCGGGAGGUCAUGCCGCCGGUGUUCGGGCGCAAGCUCGACCUCAGCCCGCUCGUCGCGUUCAUGGCCAUCGACAUCAUCAUUAUGAUCCUGCGCCCGCAGCCGCGCAUGUGAUGACUCGCUGCAGCAACGUGCAGAAUGAUGUUGCAGGGGUUGGAGAAUGGUGGUUGGUAUGUUAGGUUUUGACUACGGGAACAAUGGAUCAUAGGCUAUUUUUGGUCAUCAGAAGGGAAGGAAAGCUGCUGCUUAAUUCUACCAAGGCAAGAAAGUGGCGGUUGGAUGGAUUAGCUUUGGCGAUCCCAGUAUAGCUGUUAAGGUAGUAGUGCAAUAUGAAUCAUUUCGAGACAUCAGUAGACAAUUGUAGCUUCACUGCUAAAACUUCUUUCAUUUGUGGUUUUUGAUGGUUGCUCUAGUAAUAUACGUGUUGGCCCAGUAUUGCAGUUUUGCCUUGUACUCAUUUAAUCCAUCUGUUAUAUUGUCUGGCAGUGUAA
Messenger RNA from Panicum hallii, 1032 nucleotides. RefSeq names its product ylmG homolog protein 1-2, chloroplastic-like. The coding region runs from base 131 to 655 and encodes 174 amino acids. NCBI's taxonomy places the organism in Eukaryota, Viridiplantae, Streptophyta, Magnoliopsida, Poales, Poaceae. Gene Ontology annotation, biological process: chloroplast fission. Gene Ontology annotation, cellular component: membrane. The record is from RefSeq and is a predicted model, not a curated record. The transcript is spliced from 2 exons.